AUGUCGAACAGAGAAAAUGGUGAAUUAUAUUUUCAGUGUGAUUUUUUUCCUUCCUUUUCAGAUCCCAAGCCUGACAGUAAUAAAGCUGACACCUUUUCCAGCAUAUCAGGAUCAUUUAGUCUGGAUCCGAACCCAGACGAUGAGGAAGAGAAGCAGAGGUUGAUAGCUCAAGUGUUGGAAAGGCAAAACACUCUGGAUGAUCUGUCAUCUCGUGUGGACUCAGUCAAAGUGGAGAACCUCAAGCUGAAGUCGGAGAACCAGGUACUAGGACAGUACAUUGAGAACCUGAUGGCUGCCAGUAGUGUCUUCCAGUCAGCCUCGCCGAAAUCCAAGAAGAAGUAA
Messenger RNA from Candidula unifasciata, 342 nucleotides. Lineage: Eukaryota; Metazoa; Mollusca; Gastropoda; Stylommatophora; Geomitridae. The record is from the annotation of a GenBank genome assembly.